Malus domestica (apple) is the source of this 2191-nucleotide messenger RNA. Its product is annotated as tyrosine-sulfated glycopeptide receptor 1-like. NCBI's taxonomy places the organism in Eukaryota, Viridiplantae, Streptophyta, Magnoliopsida, Rosales, Rosaceae. Gene Ontology annotation, molecular function: protein binding. The record is from RefSeq and is a predicted model, not a curated record.
GAAGGUUGAUACGAACAGAUUCAUGGAGGAUGUCUCGGCAACGCAGCUUCUUCUAAUUUCCGGUCUACUUUUUCUACUGCCUUGCUCUGCUUAUGCUGCCUGCGACGAACUCGACCGCGAUGCUCUCUUGUCCUUGCCUUUCAAGGCACCUUUGAAUUGGUCUGCUUCGACUGACUGCUGCCUUUGGGAUGGAAUCACCUGCGACCCACUUGACCAUCGCCGCGUCAUCCGGCUGUGGUUGCCGAAAAGAGGCUUAUCUGGUGUCGUCUCUUUGGCCAUCACCAACCUCACUCGUCUCACCCACCUCAAUCUUUCCCACAAUUCCCUAUUGGGUUCUCUCCCAAAUGACUUGCUUUCUUCCCUCCCAAGUCUUCAGGUCAUUGACUUGAGCUUCAAUCGUCUCAUCGGCCGCUUUCCACCAUCUUCUAAUGGAAGCAGCCGCCUUCAGAUUAUAAACUUGUCCAGCAACUUCUUCAAUGGAAUAAUCCCGGCUUCAGUCCUUGUCCCAUCAAUAUCAAUUUUCAAUGUCAGCAACAACAGCUUUUCCGGGUCAAUACCCAUGAGCAACCGCAGCAGCCAUGCUUCCCUUACAUUCUUCGACUUGUCUUUCAAUGAAUUCACUGACACAAUUCCCCCUGGAAUCGGAUCAUGCUCCAAGCUCCAAGUUUUUCGUGCAGGCUUCAAUGCACUCUCUGGUUCUCUCCCUGGUGAGAUAUUCAAGCUUGCUGAUCUCCAACAGCUUUCUCUGCCUAACAAUAGUCUCUCUGGACCCAUCAGCGGUGGUAUCAUGAACCUCACCAAUCUCAAGGUCCUAGAGCUCUUUACGAAUCUGUUCUCUGGCCCAAUUCCAACCCAUAUCGGUAGCCUUUUCAAGUUGGAAAAGCUGCUCCUCCACAUCAACAACUUUACAGGUCCUUUGCCUCCAUCUCUCACCAACUGCACAAAUCUAUCGACCUUGAAUUUGCGGAUCAACAACUUGACUGGAGAGCUCUCUGCCUUCAAUUUUUCGACUCUCCAACGUCUCACCACUCUGGACCUUGGCAACAACAACUUCAUUGGUGAGUUACCUCAAAGCCUCUACUCUUGCAAGUCCUUAACAGCUAUUAGAUUUGCCAGCAACCAGCUCACAGGCGAGAUAUCACCUGAAGUAGUCGCAUUAGAAUCGUUGUCUUUCCUGUCCAUCUCUAACAACAACUUGAGAAAUGCUGCGGGGGCCUUUAGGAUUCUGAAGGGUUGCAAGAAUCUAACCACUCUGGUCUUGGCCAAGAAUAUUUUCAAUGAGCCUCUGCCAGAUGAUAAAAGCCUUGGAAACCCAGUUGGAUUCCAAAGUCUUCAGGUUUUUGCCCUGGGCGCUUGUCAAUUCACUGGUCAAAUACCAACCUGGCUAUCCAUGCUUAAAAAUCUUAAAGUCUUGGACCUACCAUUUAACCACAUAACUGGUCCUAUUCCGGCUUCAUUGGGUAGUCUGCCCAACCUUUUCUACGUGGAUUUGUCUAAUAACCUCAUUACCGGAGGAUUUCCCAUUGAGUUUUGUGGGAUGCCAGCUUUGACAUCGAAAGAGGCCGGUGAUAUGAUAGACAGAAGUUAUCUUAAGUUGCCAGUCUUUUUGAUGCCCAACAACCCUACUAAUCAUCAGUACAAUCAGCUGUCCAAUCUCCCCCCAACUAUAUGUCUGGGUAACAACAGCCUUACUGGCAGUAUCCCUUCUGAAAUUUGUCGAUUGAAGUAUAUUCAUGUGUUGGACCUUGGUCAUAACAACUUCGCUGGCAGCAUCCCAGAACAGAUUUCCAACCUAACCAACUUAGAGAGACUGAAUCUCUCUUAUAACCAUCUGUCCGGUGAAAUCCCUAAUUCUCUGAAAGGUCUGCAUUUCUUGUCUUCCUUCAGUGUGGCAUACAAUGAUCUUCAGGGACUUGUACCAUCUGGAGGUCAGUUAGAUACUUUUACCAGCUCUAGCUUUGAAGGGAAUCCAGGACUAUGCGGCCCUCCAACAGCGAACCUCUCUUGCUCGCCGGUAUUUUCAGCUGCUCAGAAAUCUAACACACAGGAAGUUUUUAAAGCACUCAUCUUUGGGAUCUCUUUUGGCUUUUUUUUUGGAAUUGGUUUUGGUCUUGGUCUAAACAUUGAUGAUAAAAGAAUUCCAUUCAUUCCAAGGUGUAAGAAAAAAUAUGUAAACUUGAUGCGUACGUAG